AUGGAAAAGGCAAUUAACGAAAGAAUCGAAAAAUGGAAAAAAGAAAAUACUACAGAUGACAAAGAAGUAACAAAUGAAAACGCAUAUGAAAGUAUAACUGAAUUAAUUUUAGAUGGAAAGAAAUUUACUACUAUAAAAACCGAAGAUAUUGAAUUAUUAAAAAAUUUCAAAAAUUUAGAAAGAUUAUGUUUAAAUCAAACAGGUAUACAAAACUUAGGAAGUAUGCCAACUAUGGAAUCUUUAAUUGCUUUAGAAUUAACAGACAACCAUUUAAGUACAGUUGAAAUAUUAAAACAUAUUGUAGAAUCGUUUCCAAACCUUAAAACAUUAGAAAUUGGAGGAAAUCAUUUUAAAAAUAUAAAAGAUUUUGAAACAUUAAAAGAUUUAAAACAUUUAGCUCGCUUAGGAGUACAAUUUAAUCCAUUUUCAGAUGACCCAAAUUAUAGAAAGGAAUUAUUUGAAGUCUUACCAGAAGUUAAAAUAAUUGAUUGCUAUAAUAAAGAAGGUGUUGAAGUUUUAAGUUCAGAUGAAGAAGAAGAAGAAGAAUAUGAAGAAGAUAAUACAUUAAAAAAUUUCUAUGAAGCUGACUUUAAAGAAGAAGAUGAUGAAGAUGAGGAAUUCGUUCCAAAUGAUAAUGAGGAUGAAGAUGAUGAUGAAUUAGAUGAUGAUUUAGAAGAAGAAGAACUUGAUGAUUUAAAUAAGGAAGAAGAUUUUGAUGGUGAAACUAAAGAUAGUGAACAUGCCCCAAAAGAAGAAAAAACUAAUAAAAGAAAACAAGAUGCCUUAGAAAAUAAUGACGAUGAAACUGAUGCUAAAAAAACUAAAGUUGAAUAA
Molecule: messenger RNA, 834 nt
Organism: Plasmodium vinckei vinckei
Lineage: Eukaryota; Apicomplexa; Aconoidasida; Haemosporida; Plasmodiidae
Product: conserved Plasmodium protein, unknown function
Exons: 1
Coding region: 1-834 (277 amino acids)
Cellular component (GO): nucleus
Molecular function (GO): histone binding
Source: RefSeq, a predicted model, not a curated record